Rattus norvegicus (Norway rat) is the source of this 1163-nucleotide messenger RNA. RefSeq names its product COMM domain containing 9 (gene Commd9). Lineage: Eukaryota; Metazoa; Chordata; Mammalia; Rodentia; Muridae. Gene Ontology annotation, cellular component: nucleoplasm; protein-containing complex. The record is from RefSeq and is marked validated.
CGAAAGAUGGCGGCCUUGACAUCAGAGCAUUUCGUGGCGCUCCAGAGCCUGCUGAAGGCCUCCUCAAAAGAUGUCGUCAGACAGCUGUGCCAAGAAAGCUUCUCCAGUUCAGCCCUUCACUCAAAAACACUCCUGGAUAACACAUGUUCCAGCUUGUCUGUGACCCAGGAGGAGGCAGAGCAACUGCUCCAGGCUCUGCACCACUUCACUAGGCUGGUGGCCUUCCGUGACCUGUCCUCUGCUGAGGCGAUUCUGGCUCUCUUUCCGGAAAAUUUCCACCAGAACCUCAAAAACCUGCUGACAAAAAUCAUCCUGGAGCACAUAUCGACUUGGAGAACUGAAGCCCAAGCAAACCAGAUCUCUCUGCCACGCCUAGUGGACCUGGACUGGAGAGUGGAUAUCAAAACCUCGUCUGACAGCAUCAGCCGCAUGGCCGUCCCCACCUGCCUGCUCCAGAUGAAGAUCCAGGAGGACCCUAGUCUGUGUGGAGAGAAACCCUCUAUCUCGGCUGUGACCGUGGAGCUGAGCAAAGAAACGCUGGACACCAUGUUAGAUGGGCUGGGUCGCAUUCGGGACCAGCUCUCUGCUGUAGCUAAUAAGUAAGGCCAGCAGCUAUUGGCCUGGGAGGGUGUGGCUGCCGGCACAGAGGCUGACAGUGGCAGACAGUGGGGUGGAAGGGCUGCUGCUACACAGAAGGCACAGUGGAGGAAAGGAAGCGGCCAUACCCAUGCCCAUGCCCACGGCUCCUCUCUUCUCUUCCUCCUUUUGUUUUUCCUGAAGAUGAGCAAAGCCUCCAUCUCUGAGAAGGCCCUGUGUGGAGGUAAACCGCCUUCGGCCAUGCAAAGGAGCAGGUUCUUCAUCAGCCGCCUGUGCACUGCUAUAGAGAACUCAGGCCGGUGCUGGGCACUCACCUAAUGAUUUACCUCCAGCUCACAUGAGCUCGUUUCCAGCCCAGAAUACAUGAGGGAAUUGGGGAUGAUGCCAGCAGUGCCUGCUUCCCCAUCACAGACGUCAGCAGACACAUAACGAUCCCCUAAGACCCCUCUCUGAGCUUGCAGCCCUGCUGGGCCACAGCUCCAAUGCAGAAAGCUGGAACACACCACUGGCCACUAUUCCUGCGCUAGGAAGUAAGAAGAGUUGGAAAUAAAUAACAGUGAUGAUUC